Fraxinus pennsylvanica is the source of this 1407-nucleotide messenger RNA. The record is from the annotation of a GenBank genome assembly. NCBI's taxonomy places the organism in Eukaryota, Viridiplantae, Streptophyta, Magnoliopsida, Lamiales, Oleaceae.
AUGCCGAGCAUUGGUGUGAAAUUAUACAGUGUUUUCUUCAAAUUCAUGCUAAAACAUCGGUUGCAAAGCCGAUUGCAGGCGCCGGAAAACGACACCGGCGGCGGCGGAGGGAGCUCCUUCGGAGUAACGUCAAGGCCGGAGGAGGAGACGGCCGCUGCUGUGAAUCCUUCGUUUACUGAUGGCGUUGCCACGAAGGAUAUCCAUAUCGAUCCUAUAACGUCUUUGUCAAUCCGAAUUUUUCUUCCGGAUACCUGCUUCAAUUCGCCCGAAGCGGUCUCCAGGUCUCGGUCGACGGUCUUGAAUUCUGGAUCCGAUCCGAACCAAAUCCUGCUCCGCCGCAACAGCUAUGGGUCGUUGAAUAGCUCCGUUUCUAGCAGCAGCGGUGUAAUUGUGAAGCGUGCUCAGAAUCAUGAUAGUUUUAGGAGGAAUAGCUACGGGUGUAGUAUUGAUGAUGGGAGUUUUAAACCGGAGAAUGGAAUUUACAGAGGGUAUAAUCCGAUGGGGAAUAAUUGUCGAAAACUGCCGGUGAUGCUGCAGUUUCACGGUGGUGGAUUUGUGAGUGGGAGCAACGAUUCAGUGGCUAAUGAUUUUUUCUGUCGACGGAUUGCAAAGUUGUGUGAUGUGAUCGUGUUGGCCGUGGGGUAUAGAUUGGCACCAGAGAAUAAAUACCCAGCGGCAUUUGAAGAUGGGUUGAAGGUGCUGCAUUGGCUGGCAAAGCAGGCCAAUUUGGCAGAAUGUAGUAAAUCCUUGGGGAGUACCUUGGGUGGGGGGCUAGAUGUGAGGAAGUUGGAUGGUCAUCGGCAUAUUGCCGAUGCCUUUGGAGCUUCAAUGUUGGAGCCUUGGUUGGCUGCUCAUGGAGAUCCAUCAAGAUGUGUACUUCUUGGGGUGAGUUGUGGAGGGAAUAUUGCUGACUAUGUUGCACGUAAAUCUGUUGAGGCUGGUAAGCUUUUGGACCCAGUAAAGGUGGUGGCCCAGGUUUUGAUGUAUCCUUUUUUCAUUGGAAGUGUGCCUACACAUUCUGAGAUAAAACUGGCAAAUUCCUAUUUCUUUGACAAGGCUAUGUGCGUACUUGCAUGGAAACUUCUCUUACCAGAGGAGGAGUUCAGCCUGGAUCACCUUGUAGCCAACCCUCUUGUUCCAGAGAGAGGACCACCUUUGAAGAAGAUGCCACCAACGCUGACAGUGGUGGCUGAGCACGACUUGAUGAGAGAUCGAGCCAUUGCCUACUCAGAGGAGCUUCGGAAGGUAAACGUGGAUGCACCUGUUCUCGAGUACAAGGACGCAGUUCAUGAAUUUGCAACUCUAGACAUGCUUCUUAAGACCCCUCAGGCCCAGGCUUGUGCUGAAGACAUUGCCAUUUGGGUUAAGAAACAUAUUUCACUAAGAGGUCACGAGUUCUCAUACUGA